GCCCGGCGUGCUCGCCUAGCCGGCAUCUACCUUAACCUCACUUCAGACUCCUCGUAAUCACUGGGCACCGGGCUAGAAGCUGUGCUUGGCAGACUUGCGACAAUGUCGAUGCUGGCGGAGCGUCGGCGGAAGCAGAAAUGGACUGUGGAUCCCAGAAAUACUGCGUGGAGUAAUGAUGACUCCAAGUUUGGCCAGAGGAUGCUUGAGAAGAUGGGGUGGUCUAAAGGAAAGGGCUUGGGGGCUCAGGAACAAGGAGCCACAGAACAUAUUAAAGUUAAAGUUAAAAAUAACCACCUUGGACUUGGAGCUACAAACAAUAACGAAGACAACUGGAUUGCUCACCAGGAUGACUUCAACCAGCUUUUGGCGGCACUCAACACUUGCCACGGUCAGGAAACAGCCGAUUCCUCAGAUAACAAAGAAAAGAAAUCUUUUAGCCUUGAAGAAAAAUCCAGAAUCUCCAAAAACCGGGUUCAUUAUAUGAAAUUCACAAAAGGGAAGGAUCUGUCCUCUCGGAGCAAAACCGACCUGGAUUGCAUUUUUGGGAAAAGGAAGAGCAAGAAGCUUGCUCAGGAUGGCUGCAGCAACUCUACUGUGGAUGAGAUAGAUACCUCCAUGACCACGACCACAACCAGUGCCUUCACCAUCCAGGAGUAUUUUGCCAAAAGGAUGGCCCAAUUAAAGAGUAAGCCACAGGCCUCAGCUCCAGGGCCUGACCUUUCAGAGACCCCUGUUGAAUGGAAAAGGGAGAAGAAAAAAAUCAAAGAGGCAGUAGGCACAGAUAUAGAGAACUCUCCCCAACACAGGGCCAAGCGGCAUAAAAAGAAAAAGUGUGCGGAAACAGAGAGGGAUCCAGUGGCCAAAAAGAGAGAUGGAGCUGAGCUGCAACCUGCAGGCCCCAGUGAGGACGAGUGCUCCAGUGCCUCUGUCGAAGCUGCAGAAGAUUGUGUUUGUACCCAUGAUGAUGCCCCAAAGCCCAAGAAGAGGAAAACAAAGAAAAAGCCGCAAAGGCCAGGAGAGGUAGCAGUAGACGCCACACUAGACAAAGCACCUGUGAAAAAGAAGAAGAAAGCUUCCAGAUGACCUCUCGCUAGCCAGGGCCUCCGACCGCUCAGCUGUCAGCACACUGCAGGGCAAAUGCUCUGGCCUGAAGUCAGAGCACAGUGAACCCCAGGCAGCUCAGCAUCUUUUAACGUGCCCACAGGUUGCUGGCUCUGGCUGUUGUCUGAUCACCACAUUUCCCACAAGUCCUCUUCCUGAGAGAACUGAUUUAAAUGAUCCAGAUCAUGGCUUUCAAUAAAUAAAAUAAAUUUCAAUAAACAAA
Molecule: messenger RNA, 1324 nt
Organism: Psammomys obesus (fat sand rat)
Lineage: Eukaryota; Metazoa; Chordata; Mammalia; Rodentia; Muridae
Gene: Pinx1
Product: PIN2 (TERF1) interacting telomerase inhibitor 1
Exons: 7
Coding region: 103-1083 (326 amino acids)
Biological process (GO): regulation of ribosome biogenesis
Cellular component (GO): nucleolus
Molecular function (GO): nucleic acid binding; telomerase inhibitor activity
Source: RefSeq, a predicted model, not a curated record